GAGAAGGGACUGAUAGAGGAAGAAUGAUAUGGAGAUUGAAUUGGUGAAGUGUGAGUGCUGUGGGCUGAAGGAAGAGUGCACCCAAGACUACGUUAGUGAGGUGAAGGCCAAGUUUGAUGGGAAAUGGCUCUGUGGGUUCUGCUCAGAGGCUGUCAGGGAUGAAGUCAGCAGAGGGAAGAAGCCAUUUGGGUCAGUCGAAGAGGCUGUCAAGGCUCACAUGUCCUGCAGGAAGUACAAAUCAAACCCUGCUUUCCGGGUUGCCGACGGCAUGAGGCAGAUGUUCCGGAGGCGAUCCGGCUAUCUAUCCUCCUCUUCCUCCUCGUCCCCGACCUCGAAGAAGCAAGCACUCUAGGUCCUCCAGCUCGUCCCAAGUGGGCAACGCAUCUUCCCUUUCACUCUACUGAACCCCGUCACCGAGUUAUCUACGUCUCAUCCAGACCUUAUGCCAGUGGACUGGCAGGAUACCUGUAAAAAUAUCCACUUAGGCCUACACGGACUCGAGCCCAUCAGGCCUACACGGACUCGAGCCCAUCUGCAACCCAAAAGCUUAAGCUAAUAGGUUACUGGACCCAAGCCUCAUAUAAGCUUGUGGUUUCUUUCUCAA
Molecule: messenger RNA, 604 nt
Organism: Punica granatum (pomegranate)
Lineage: Eukaryota; Viridiplantae; Streptophyta; Magnoliopsida; Myrtales; Lythraceae
Source: RefSeq, a predicted model, not a curated record